CCACAAAGGAGGAUCACGAAACACAAGUAGUAUCACUGAUAGACGUAAGUAUGCAAUAUAAUAAUCCAGCAUCUACUUGAUAUUCAGCUGCAGGAGUAUCCUCUUACCACCCAGAGCGAUAGGCCUUACAAGGUGCACAUAACUCCAUCAAUGCUAUCUCAUAUAGGCUCAACCUACGCGAGGGGCGAAAUAUCCUCGCACAAGCCGGGCAAGACCAAGGACAUGUAUCAGUAUCGGGGCGCAAAAUGCAAGAGGGAGUGGCUUGCCAUAACUACUCGCAGUAGUAUACUGGUGGACUUAAAGACCAGCCUUGCUUAUGGUGACCCCUGCCUGACGGCACCGAUCUUGUUACCAAUAUUAUUUCCGAAUUCGAGAGGCGGUACCGCAGCCACACUCCAAGAGCUGGAAUCCCCAAUGUGCUCGAGGGUAAGGGGCUGCACAAAGAAGAUUCUGUCGAAGCCGGGUUCGCACUCCUCCUCCAGAGCAUUGUCGAGGAGCUCGACAAAUCAGUCCCCGGUGCGCGUACUUUGGGUUACCUGGUGACAUCGAACAAGGAAAUCGAUGGGAAAGGUAAGCCGGACAUUAGCAUAGUUCCGACGGGAUGGUGCGAAAAUGAGCAUGUCA
Linderina pennispora is the source of this 624-nucleotide messenger RNA. RefSeq lists its product as uncharacterized. The transcript has a single exon. Bases 151 to 543 code for a protein of 130 amino acids. NCBI's taxonomy places the organism in Eukaryota, Fungi, Kickxellomycota, Kickxellomycetes, Kickxellales, Kickxellaceae. The record is from RefSeq and is a predicted model, not a curated record.